Seminavis robusta is the source of this 408-nucleotide messenger RNA. NCBI's taxonomy places the organism in Eukaryota, Bacillariophyta, Bacillariophyceae, Naviculales, Naviculaceae. The record is from the annotation of a GenBank genome assembly.
AUGGCCGCCAUCGAUCAACACACCCACCUGGAACAUCCCGCUGCUUCACCUUACCAAGAAGUGGAGGGUUUUCUUCCCCAACAAGAAGGUCCACAGUCCAGCAUUCGAAUCACCCGAUUCUUUGAAGUGCGACGGGUUCACAGCAGUGCCACAGAGCUUCGUUUGUCCAUGGACGUCCCAGCAGGUGUUUCCCUGAGAGACCUUCACAUUCACGUGGGUGGAUUGUGCGAUAACAAGAACAAGAAGAACCAAAACUGCACACUUUGCGUCUCGCAACACGGAGGAUCCACUGGCAGGGCGUUUUCGUUGAAUGCACAAUCCGUCGAUUUGGCCAACCUUACUGCGGUCUUGAACCAUGACGAGCUUCAGAUUAUUGCUCCCAAGCACCGACGACGAGCAUCCGUUUAA